Aplosporella prunicola CBS 121167 is the source of this 1614-nucleotide messenger RNA. RefSeq lists its product as uncharacterized. Gene Ontology annotation, molecular function: peroxidase activity; heme binding. The transcript is spliced from 2 exons. NCBI's taxonomy places the organism in Eukaryota, Fungi, Ascomycota, Dothideomycetes, Botryosphaeriales, Aplosporellaceae. Bases 1 to 1614 code for a protein of 537 amino acids. The record is from RefSeq and is a predicted model, not a curated record. Gene Ontology annotation, biological process: response to reactive oxygen species; cellular response to oxidative stress; hydrogen peroxide catabolic process.
AUGAAGACUUCAUCGCUAGCGAGCAUUGCUUUGUUGCAAUUCCUUCGCGCCAAUGCUGACUACACUUGGCCUUCUAAACAUGAUUUCCUUGAAGAUCUCAUAAGUAUCCAGAGUGGCUAUAUCCACGAAGGCUUCGGAGAUGCUGUCAACCCUUGCGGCUCAUCCCCCGACGGACAUGGCCGCCAGUCGGCAGCAGAAUGGAUACGAUCUGCUUACCAUGACAUGUCCACCCAUGAUGUCAACACCGGUCAUGGAGGAAUGGAUGGGUCCAUCGUUCUGGAGACAGCGCGCGAUGAAAACGUCGGAGACGCAUUCAACAGUACCUUCGGUUUCAUGGAGAUUUGGCAUACCUCGCGCUCUUCCAUGGCAGACUUGCUCGCCAUCGGCGUCAAGGUUGCAUCCGCAUCUUGCCAAGGCCCUGAAGUAGCCUUCCGCGCUGGCCGCAUCGACGCAACCGACUUGGGAGUUACGGGCGUGCCAAAACCCGAUCAAGAUCUCAAGACACACACGACCAAGUUCGCAAACCAGGGCUUCAACGUUAGUGACAUGAUUGCCAUGGUGGCAUGCGGCCACGCCUUCGGCGGCGUGCACGGAAAAGACUUCCCCGAGAUAACGGGCGAUGACAGCGAGGAUAACUUCCCGCACUUCACUUCCACCAGCGUCGGUGGUUUCGACAACAGGGUCGUCACUGACUACCUGAACGGCUCGUCGACGAACCCUCUCGUUGUGGGCAAGAAUGAGACAAACAACUCGGACAAACGCAUUUUUGGCGCCGACGGCAACGUCACUAUGCAAGCUCUCGCCGACCCGGCCACCUUCAUGGAGCGCUGCUCAGACAUCUUUACCCGCAUGAUCGACACCGUCCCCGCCGCCGUCACGCUCUCCGACGUCAUCGAUAGUCUCGACGUGAAGCCCUACGGCUUGCAGUUGUCACUGAACUCGGAUGCCAAAACGCUGCACUUUAGUGGAAAGAUCCGCAUCAAGACGACGAAGCGCGAUGCUAAUGACAUGAGCGUGUCACUAGCGUACCGCGAUCGCAACGGCAAGUCGUGUAACAACUGCAAGAUCGCUACGACCAUUGCUGUGCUUCGCGGCGGCCAGAGCUACAACUGGAAAGACACAUUUAACUGGUUCGAGUUUGAUACGACACUCGAUGCCGACACAUCCAUCUCCGGAUUCGACGUUCUCAUCACCGAAGCCGGAAAGACUGAGACACGGGAUAACAACGGCCAUGGCUAUCCAGUUCAGGACAGUAUCCUUUACCAGUUCGACCAGUCGUGCCUCCCCCAAGAAGCGGACGCGGACGGCAACUGGCCUCUGCAGGUCGUGGCCGCUAUCCGCAAAGACAGUGUUUCCGUUCCUGCUGUUCUUGAAUUUGCGGCUAAGGUCCCGAGACAGGGGUCCAUUACACCUCGUUUGGAAGUACAGUCGAGCAAGUUCGAGAAGAUUGAGGGUGGCGAGAAGGGUCAGUAUGUUCUAUUCAAAGCGACGCAACCGGUGCUGCCGGCCUCUUGGAGUUCCAAUAUGGAUUUGGUUCUUGGUAAAGGGGAUGCGGAGAAGAUGGUUGAGUUUCAGCGCACAAAUGAGAUAGGACAGGAGUGUAAGGCAUUUUAA